This is a messenger RNA of Octodon degus (degu), 3641 nucleotides long. RefSeq names its product RNA binding motif protein 19 (gene Rbm19). The coding region runs from base 95 to 3025 and encodes 976 amino acids. The transcript is spliced from 25 exons. NCBI's taxonomy places the organism in Eukaryota, Metazoa, Chordata, Mammalia, Rodentia, Octodontidae. The record is from RefSeq and is a predicted model, not a curated record. Gene Ontology annotation, molecular function: RNA binding.
AAAGAUGGCGGCGCCCAGAGUGGCUGCGUGAAAGUUGGAGUAGAAAGACUUGGUCUGGUGGAGCUGGGAUAAAAAGCGGUGGGGACCUUGCGCCAUGUCGCGACUGAUCGUGAAGAACCUCCCGAAUGGGAUGAAGGAGGACCGCUUUCGGCAGCUGUUUGCCGCCUUCGGCACGCUGACCGACUGCAGCCUCAAGUUCACCAAGGAUGGCAAGUUCCGAAAAUUUGGCUUCAUCGGCUUCAAGUCCGAGGCUGAGGCCCAGAGAGCCCUGAGCCAUUUCAACAAGAGCUUCGUAGACACGGCGCGCAUCACGGUGGAGUUCUGCAAGUCCUUUGGGGACCCGACAAAGCCCCGAGCCUGGAGCAAGCAUGCCCAGAAACCCAGCGAGCCCAAGAAGUCGUCGCAAGACUCUGCUUGCCCAGAAACUAAGAAAGACAAGAAGAAACGGGAACCUAGUGACCUGGAGAAGCUGAAGAAAGAUACAGAGUUCCAGGAGUUCCUGUCAGUUCACCAGAAGAGGACGCAGGUGGCCACAUGGGCGAAUGAUGCACUGGACACCGAUCCCCCGAGAGGGAAGAGCAAGCCAGCCAACGACUACCUGAACUUUGACUCGGACUCUGGGCAGGAGAGCGAGGAGGAGGAGGAGGAGGAGGAGGAGGAGGAGGAGGAGGAGGAGGAGGAGGCGGCAAAGGCAGCCAGGCAGGAGCCCAAAGAGGCACAGGGCCUCGGGCCCAAGGCAGCCACGCACAAGGAGCUGUCAGACAUGGAGUACCUGAAAUCCAAAGUGGUGCAGGCUGACUCGGCCUCUUCCUCAGAUGAGGAAGAGGAGGAGAGUGAAGAUGAAGCUGUGAACUGUGAUGAGGAAAGUGAGACUGAGGAAGAGGAGGCCUCCGCCGUGCCAGCCCAGCAGGAGACAGAAUGCGGGAGGACAAGCCUGGGGCAGCGGGCCCUGCCUGGGCGUGGGAGACCUCAGGACAGGAAAGCCGAGACACAGAAGCCAGCCACCCAGAACGAGCCCACCACCCCCCACACAGUGAAGCUGCGAGGCGCACCAUUCAAUGUCACAGAGAAAAAUGUUCUAGAAUUCCUGGCCCCCUUGAAGCCAGCGGCCAUUCGAAUAGUGAGGAACGCUCAUGGGAACAAGACAGGGUACAUCUUUGUGGAUUUCGGCAGUGAAGAAGAAGUGAAAAAAGCUCUGAAAUGCAACCGCGAGUACAUGGGUGGGCGUUACAUCGAGGUGUUCAGGGACAAGCAAGUCCCUGCAGCCAAGGCACCUGUGAAGAGUAGCAGCAAAGCUUGGCAGGGCCGGACGCUGGCCGAGAAUGAGGAGGAGGAGGACCUGGCCGACUCCGGGAGGCUCUUUGUGCGCAACCUGCCCUACACCAGCACCGAGGAGGACCUGGAGAAGCUCUUCUCAGCCUAUGGUCCCCUGUCUGAGCUGCACUACCCCAUCGACAGCCUGACCAAGAAGCCCAAGGGCUUCGCCUUCGUCACCUUCCUGUUCCCCGAGCACGCUGUGAAGGCCUACGCAGAGGUGGACGGGCAGGUGUUCCAGGGCCGGAUGCUGCAUGUGCUGCCGUCCACCAUCAGGAGGGAGGCCAGCGAGGAGGCCAGUGCCCCCAGCUCGUCUUACAAGAAGAAAAAGGACUCCAAGGACAAAGCCAACAGCUCCAGCUCCCACAACUGGAACACGCUGUUCAUGGGGCCAAACGCUGUGGCCGACGCCAUCGCGCAGAAGUACAGCGCCACCAAGAGCCAAGUGUUCGACCACGAGACCAAGGGCAGUGUAGCCGUGCGUGUGGCCCUGGGGGAAACACAGCUGGUCCAGGAGGUGCGGCGCUUCCUGCUCGACAAUGGGGUCUGCUUAGACUCCUUCAGCCAGGCCGCAGCAGAGCGAAGCAAGACAGUGAUUCUGGCCAAGAACCUCCCGGCAGGCACCCUGGCAGCCGAGCUGCAGGAGACUUUCGGCCGCUUUGGCAGCCUGGGCCGGGUGCUGCUGCCUGAGGGUGGCAUCACGGCCAUCGUGGAGUUCCUGGAGCCCCUGGAGGCCCGCAAGGCCUUCACACACCUGGCCUAUUCCAAGUUCCACCACGUGCCUCUGUAUCUGGAGUGGGCCCCCAUGGGAGUCUUCUCCAGCACAGCACCACAGAUGGAAGUGCCCCAGCAUGCAGCAGCAGAGCCUGUGGGAAAGGAUGAGGAGGGACCGGAAGCUGUAGCUGACAGCGAGACGCUAGAAACUGAAAAGCCAGUGGAAGAAGAAUUAGUAGCCUCCUCCACCAAGAAGGAAGAAGAGGAAGAAGAAGAGGAGGAGGAGGAGAGUCUUCCAGGGUGUACUCUGUUUGUUAAAAACCUCAACUUCGACACUACAGAGGAGACGCUGAAGGAAGUGUUUUCCAAGAUGGGUGCGCUGAGGAGCUGCUCCAUUUCCAAGAAGAAGAGCAAAGCAGGUGUGCUGCUGUCCAUGGGCUUUGGAUUUGUGGAGUACAGGAAGCCAGAGCAUGCACAGAAGGCCCUCAGGCAGCUCCAGGGUCACACCGUGGAUGGCCACAAGGUGGAAGUGCGGAUCUCAGAGCGAGCCACCAAGCCAGCCCUGACAUCUGCCCGGAAGAAGCAGGUGGCCAGGAAGCAGACGACCUCCAAGAUCCUGGUACGGAACAUCCCCUUCCAGGCUGACCUCCGAGAGAUCCGAGAGCUGUUCAGCACCUUCGGGGAGCUGAAGACGGUGCGUCUCCCAAAGAAGAUGACAGGGACAGGCAUGCACAGAGGGUUCGGCUUCGUGGACUUCCUCACAAAGCAAGAUGCAAAGCGAGCCUUCAAUGCCCUGUGUCACAGCACCCACUUGUAUGGCCGGAGGCUGGUCCUGGAGUGGGCAGACUCUGAGGUGACCCUGCAGGCCCUGCGGCGGAAGACAGCUGAGCACUUCCAUGAGCCCCCGAAGAAGAAGUGGUCUGCAGUGUUGGAUGGGAUCCUGCAGCAGCUGGAGGACAGCGCAAGCGACAGUGAGGAGCAGAGCCUUCAGCUGUGAGCUGGCACCACCAGGAGCCACCCACACACCUGUGAGAGAAUCCGGCCUAGCACUGAGCCUCCUGGGCCUCCUCCACCCAAGGCCUCCAUGAGAAAGAGACCAGCAACCCAGACAUGCAGGGCUGAGCCCUGGCCACCUGCCUUUCUCGCCCCAGGCGGCCACCAAGAAGCCAUCUGCGUCUGUCCCAAGGACUAGGCCUGCGUCUCUCGCCUCCUGGCCGUGGGGACCACAGCCUGCUUCUGUUACCCUGAGACAUCGCUGAGAGUCUCCAACACCAGGCUAACAGGGCACAGUGGGACGCAGGGGGGUGUAGAACACAGGGAGGGUCUGCACCCAGCCAGCAGCGUCCCCGCUAGUCUGCCAGGAAGCACUGUGCGCAUGCCCUCUCCACCCCAUGUGGGUCAGCACAGCCCAAGGCCAGGUGACCUGGACCGGACGGGGGGCUAUAGCCCCUCAGCCCAGGCUAAAUCCCUGCACAAGCUGCUCCAGCCAUGCAAUCCAGAACAUGCCAGCCCCAAGGCCUGGCCAUUCCUGUGUCCAGCAAGGUGGGUGCUGCCUGCCUCAUGUGGGCGGUGCUGGAGAACAGUGGGUCGGUCCAGUAAACUCUCGACAUUCA